CUGAACUGCGUCCAAAGGCGCCGAUUUGAUUUCAUGUGGGAGCAAACUGUCUGCACAGCACUCGACAAUAUAUCUCUGUUGCAGUGACUGCUAGGAACCCUUGCGACAUCUCCCCUUGAAGUUGUCAGUUCAUCAGUCAAAGCCCUCAAAAUGGGGCGCAAGUCUUCCUCUUCAGCGGUCGCCAAAACCUCCUCUGCGCCCAGUGUUUCGGCUGGGACGGCCUCGAGCCAAAAGUCUUCUGUGCUGAGAUCGGCUUUUGCACCCUCGAAUUUCCAGUUACACCUCUUUGCCUCGGUCAUCCAAAAUUUUGAUUCACAUCUGUUGCGCAUCCAUGACACUGACAAUGGUCGUUUGCGUUGCCAGCACGAGACUCGCCAUGCAGAAGAGAUUACAUGCCUCGACUGGGGGUAUUAUGGUCUCGCUUUCCGGGAACAGCGACAGUCGGCUUCCAAGAAGAAGCGCAAGAGAGAACAAGAUAACCUGACGGGUGCUGUGAUAGCCUACGGAACGAGCAAUUCAGAGAUCCACAUGUUCUCUCCUUCAGAGGGGAAGAUCGUGGGCACUCUCUCCGGCGUGCAUGAGAAGGGAAUCAAGGACUUCAAAUUCUCCCCCACAGACUACCUGGAGGCAUGGAGCAUAGGUGGCGAUGGAAAACUGGUGCAAUGGGAUCUCAGCACAAACCAGGCUAAACGAACGAUCAAUCUCCCAGACCCUGCUAUUAGUGUCCUCGCCAGCCCCUCUCAAAACACCCCGCAGAUACUUUGUGCAUCCUCGACUCCUUUCGCCAUCGAGCUGAAGUCGUCUGAUGAUUUCCGGAUAGACCGAUACGACUCUUUCAAGAACCCGGUCCACUCACUAGUCAGAUCUGGUGACGGCGGUUCGCAACCGCAGGAACAAUUCAUAGCGGCGGACUCGGAUAGAUACCUCAAUGUCUACGACAUUUCUCAGAAGAGACUAGUCCGGACUCUGGUUGCCGGAGCAGGUGUGGUCAAGGUCGAUCUCUCGCGUCCUUCCCAGGAUACUCCGGAACUUCUGAAACAGCAAAUACUCUGCGCUGUCUUGAAGGAUGGAGCUGUUGAGUUAUUCCCUCGGCCUUUCGGUCAACCUAAACAAGUCAAUGGAGACCUCAAGUCGAGCAGGAAGAAUCUCACGCAGAAAGCAUCUGCCUCGGUCCGACUGCUGAGCCCUGGUCCUACCAGCAAGCAUGUUCCCGUUGUUGCGGCUUCGUUACGAGGCCCCGAUCUAAUCAUUGCUUCUGCCGACGGUGGCGUGGAUCUUGCUUUCCAGAAGAUCAGGUGGCAAGACGAAGGAAAUGGAGAACUACUCUUUGACGGCCUCAAGGAGGUGGUCAAGGUGAAGGGUGCCUCUACCCUGAACAGUGCCACCCUCAAUGGAGUCAAGAACACGGGCAAAUCGCACGUUGACGAAUCCAAAACCGUUGUUGUCAAUGGUGCCGCUGGAGGUCCUGUGUCCAACGCGAUUGAAAUCUCUAGUAGUGAAAGCGAAGCGGAAGACGAGGAUGAUGAGGAGGACGAUGAGGCCGAGAAGGUGCCAGCUGGGCAGGCUGAGGAUGAAGUUGAGGAAGAAUCAGAAUCAGACGAGGAGAUGGCCGAAGCGCCCGAUGCGAAGGGUGCUGCAGAAGACGAAGACAUGAGUGACGACGAGACCGCCGCCGAUCAAGAGCCCACAUUCGGCGAACUGCUGUCGUCGAAACAUCCGCAUGAGAUCUCCAUUGCCUCGGCGCUCCCACAGGACUCUUCGUCCUCGAGACUUAGAGUCAAAAAUGGCCAGCCCGUCAUACCUUCAGGAAUGUCUCUCGGCACAGUGCUCACUCAGGCUCUGCGGACCAACGACCAGAGUCUUCUAGAAGCAUGUUUGCACACCCUCGACAUCAACAUUGUCAAGAACACCAUCCAACGUCUCGACAGCGGUCUUGCAGGAAUCUUAUUGUCAAAACUCGCGGAGCGGCUAGCAAGCCGUCCUGGACGCUAUGGCCAUCUAAUCACUUGGGUGCAAUGGACAUGUAUCGCCCACGGUGGCGCCAUCGCCGCACAGCCCGACGUUGCCGCCAAGUUGCGCACGCUGUACCAGGUGCUCACGCAACGGUCCAAAACUCUAGACAACUUGUUACUGUUGAAAGGAAAAUUGGACAUGCUCGACGCCCAGCUGUCGUACAGGAAACAACUCGUUGCGCAACGACCUGUCCGCCGGGACGACCAAGAUGAGCCCGGCAUGAUUUACAUUGAAGGCGCGGACAACUGGGACAGCGAGGAGGACGAGGACGAUCUCGACGAAGACGGUGGCGACCAUCGUCCUAAGAAACGUUCCAGAGUCAAGUCUGGCAAGAAGUCUCUGGACGACCUCGUCGCACACGGAAGUGAUGAAGACGAAGACGAAGACGUCGACAUGCUUGAAGAUGGUGCUGAAGAAGAAGAAUCCGAGGAUGAAGAAGACGAAGACGAGGACGAAGACGAAGAUGAAGACGAAGAGGACCAAGUCAACGGCGGUCUAGUCGACGUCGAAGCCGAAGUCUCUAGCGCCGAAGACUCUGACCCAGACGACCACGGCGACGAUGGACCCGAGAACCAAUUGUCCUCUGAUGACGACGAUGUGUCUUCAUCCGGGUCAGAUGACGAAGAUGCCGACGAAGAUGAAGACGAAGAAGAUUCGGAAAUGGACAGCUUCAUCAACGACGGAUCCAUUGAUUUCGACGAGGAAGAGGACGACGUUCAUGUCCCUGGAGACAGCGAGCCCGAAGAGGAUGAAGAAAAAGAACCUCAAGAUGCCCCGACCAAGACGACACCGAAACAAUCCAAACAACGACCACAGGAGGCCGCGCGCUCGAAGAAGUCGGUGCCGACGCCCAGCUCAGGCAGCAAGAAAUCCAAAAGAAAAGCUUGAGCUUGAGCUUGAGCUUGAAGCAGCUUAAUCUAGUUUGGUUUAUUGUUCACAGAGUCUAUCCACGUCCAAGUUGCACUGUGGAAGAUCAGGCUUCUUUGGUCAAGGUCUUGCUUCUAAAUUCAGGCGGCAGGCAUCGUGGGUAGCAUUCACCGGCGGAAUGGUGCACUGCAAGAUGGCCGUUUAAGGUUUCGGUCCGCUAUGCUCAAUCGUCGUCUAGCCCGGCACAGCAUCUUACUAACGUUGAGAGCGCGAGGACUCAGCGGUUGAGUCUUGCGUGGUCGACUCAUUUGCUGGACUGCGAAGUGCUGAUGCUUCUCGUACGUAGCCAGUCGAAGAAAGACAAGAACAAGGCAACCGAGAGGAAGAACGCCGGAUUGUCAAGGGAUGUGGAUGUCUAGACUUAGGCCUGGCCGAGGUGGAAUUGGAAUGGUUAUGGACUGGAUGGGGGUGAUCCUGUCAUAUGGUGCAGGGAGAGCACACUGCGCCCAGAAAGGUGAGGCGGCCACAGGGCGAUAUGGUAGUAGAGUUGGAAAAGGCGAAAAGCGUGCAAGUUGAAAAGUAAAAAGUGGGAAAGCAAUGUACAUUGGACAGCAGAGGAGAGGUCUCUUUCUCUCUUGGGUUUCAAAUGUUCAUUCAGUCCACAAUCGAUCUCGGUGUUUAUCCUCCAAGGAGCAAUUGGUUGUUCCAUACUACUAGGCACACCAUACAGGACGUGCACCAUGCAUGUGAAUCAUGUGCAUGAAAUGAUAAUACCUUGCGUUAUAGAUCUGUCCAGUGUGCCAGGGCUGAUUUAGGAUCAACGACAGCUGCUGUUGAGCGCCCUGGCUGCCCUGAAAGUUCUGUACCAUAGCCGGUUCAAAGUACUGGGUAGUUAUUGAUGAUCUCUUGACAGUUCUAGCAUUGAUAUUUUAAGAAUAGCCUGA
This is a messenger RNA of Exophiala dermatitidis NIH/UT8656, 3824 nucleotides long. RefSeq lists its product as uncharacterized. Gene Ontology annotation, molecular function: protein binding. The transcript has 2 exons. Gene Ontology annotation, biological process: maturation of SSU-rRNA from tricistronic rRNA transcript (SSU-rRNA, 5.8S rRNA, LSU-rRNA). Gene Ontology annotation, cellular component: nucleolus. The record is from RefSeq and is a predicted model, not a curated record. Lineage: Eukaryota; Fungi; Ascomycota; Eurotiomycetes; Chaetothyriales; Herpotrichiellaceae. The coding region runs from base 151 to 2901 and encodes 916 amino acids.